ACGAGAAUUUUGGCUUUUUCCCCUUAAUUUUCAUUCUGCAAAUGGGAGCAUUUUCCCUUUGCCUGUGUUUCCUCGGAGAGACACGAGCCCUGGGCCCAUCACAGCCUGCCAGUUCACCGAGUUCCUCUUCCCCCACCACAACAAGAGGCUCCUGAUCAAGGCCAGGCAAACAGCCGCUGAUAACACAACUUCCAGGUUGCUCUUCCCAAGGCCGGGCGCCGGGGCCAUUGAACGCCAGGCCCAGACGAGCGCCCUGUGUUUGUCUGUGAACCCUGGCAGCGACACCUGCUCCGUGGGGCCUUGGUGCCAUGGUACAGCCUGGGGUAAUGACUCUGUUUAUCCUCUUUGGGUAAUCCUGAUAAGGCCACACAACCCCUCCCGCGCCGAUUCAUUGAGAAAACGGCCGUUGGCCACGCCGGGAACUCGCCUGGCCCGGCCAAUCAGCCCAGCAACAACGGGGUUGGUCGGGUGGUUUUAAUGAGGGCUGCUUAAUCAGGGCGGUCAAGGCUGCGGAGGGGUGUUCACUGUGACCUGGCCUUAUAAGAGCUGGCUGGAGCACCACGGGCUGCCAGAGCUGGGAGGACGGGGACAAUCCGGCCCGUGACAGAUUUCGGAAGGGAUUUUACGUCUCUCUCCCUCCAGCUGGGUUUGGACGAGGAGCUGGCUCAGCCAUGAACACCAGCGUGGACGCGGGGUGUGAGAGGUGCCAGUGCCACGGCAAGGACAAGCAGCCUGCCAUCCUGUACUCCCUGCUGAGCCAGGAGCGGCGGCCCGGCGGGGCCCGGCAGUGCCUGUGCCGGCAGCGCCGCGCCGUGUGCCUGCGCACGCCGCACCUCACCUGCCAGGCCGCCUCCGACGUGCUCGUCAAAACCAUCAACUUCAUGAAGAACGUGGCUGCCUUCCACCUGCUGCCACGGGAGGAUCAGCUGCUGCUGCUGCACAGCUGCUGGGUGCCCCUGUUCCUGCUGGGGCUGGUGCAGGAGAUGGUGACCUUCGAGGUGAUGGAGGCCCCGGCCCCCAGCAUGCUCAAGAAGAUCCUGCUCAGCGGCCAGAGCAAAGGGCAGGAGCCCGAGGGGACACAGCCCACGCUGGCGGCCGUGCAGCGCCUGCAGUGGUGCCUCAACAGCUUCUGGAGGCUGGACCUGAGCCCCAAUGAGUACACCUACCUGAGGGGAGCCAUUCUCUUCAAUCCAGACAUCCCCGGGCUGAGGGCUCCCCUGUACAUCGAGAGCCUGCAGUGGGAGGCGCAGCGGGCGCUGCGGGAGCUGCUGCACCCCGAGGACCAGGCUCGCUUCUCCCGCAUCCUCCGGGUGAGCUCCUCCCUGAGAUCCAUCCCCGCCGGCCUCGUCACCGACCUGUUCUUCCGGCCCGUCAUCGGGGGCGCCGCCAUGGGGCAGCUGCUGGUGGAGAUGCUGUUCGAGGUGACGGGCUGGCCCCAGGCGCCGUGGCUGCCCCUGCCCCGCUGAGCUGGGCUCUGCAGGAGCUCUGUGUUCCACUGGAGGAUCCCUGGGGAAGCGGCUGUGGCUCAGCAGAUUGUAGCCAGCUCCUGCUCCGCCUGGGCCGCUCUCCAAUCCAGGGAGGGUGUGAGGGCGAGGGGUUCCCUGCCCUGGUCUCAGAUUUUACUCAUUUUGCUGUGAGCUCCAAGCAGUGAGGGUUGUCCUCAGCUCGAUCCCGUGGUGUCUGACUGCCUCAGUGGGAUCAUUGACAGAGAGCAAACAUGGAAUUAACUCUGGGUCUGGCUUCCGUGCUUGGAAUCGUAGAAAUACUCAGGAAAUUUCUUCAGGGAAAAGUCCUACAGGGUGUACAGACUCACCCCUCUUUUCCUUAGAUUCUCUCUUUGCUCCAUAAUUCCAUGAAAUACAAGAGGAUUAAGAGCACUUAGCAGCACCUAAACGUACUGCACUUCAUCUGUGGCUCAGGGCUUUCUUGUC
Molecule: messenger RNA, 1931 nt
Organism: Sturnus vulgaris (Common starling)
Lineage: Eukaryota; Metazoa; Chordata; Aves; Passeriformes; Sturnidae
Gene: NR0B2
Product: nuclear receptor subfamily 0 group B member 2
Biological process (GO): negative regulation of transcription by RNA polymerase II; circadian rhythm
Cellular component (GO): cytoplasm; nucleus
Molecular function (GO): transcription corepressor activity; transcription factor binding
Source: RefSeq, a predicted model, not a curated record